Messenger RNA from Paramecium sonneborni, 940 nucleotides. NCBI's taxonomy places the organism in Eukaryota, Ciliophora, Oligohymenophorea, Peniculida, Parameciidae. The record is from the annotation of a GenBank genome assembly.
AGAAAAGAUGUAAGAAAUCAGUUUUCAAGAUCUCUGGAAAGAUUUUAUAUAUGUAAUGGGUGCUGCUACAGACAUGUAAGCUGUUUUAGAUACAGUUGGCUAAGAACAUUCACUAUGGUUAUAAUCUAGAAACAGAUUGAGUAUUAGGCUGAAUCGAUCAAAUAAUUUACAUUUAUAAAAUGAGGAUCCUUCUCUCAUUCAUGAUAUUAAAUAUCGAUAUUAUGAAAUAGUUACUAUGCAAUAAUUUGGGGACAUUGUUUUAGGAUAUUUGAAAUUCUAUGAAAGUAAUUUAUAAAGAGUACCCAUCAGACUUCCUGAAGGGGAAGUUGGUGAAUGGUAGGAUUUUGAUGAUAAUGAAAUUAAUUACUAGACAUAAUCCAUUAUUAAAUUGCUUAUGAAGUAGUUUUUUAUUUAGAGAAUUUUUUAGAAAACGAUAUUCUUUCAGAAGAUAAUGGAUAGAAUAAUUAUAGUCAAAUACAUCAAUAACUGCUAAUUCUACUGAUAGAAACUUAGCUCGUUCUGUUUAAAGCAUUUAUAUUCCUUUACAAAAAACUAAUGGCCAGUUUGUCAUUUUGGAUUCUCCAUUAGUAUUCAUUUAUAUUAUAUAUUUGAUAAGUCCAUGUCCAAUCACCUCAACGAAAAUUUACUUUAAAGUAAACACAGUGCUUAAAAUUCAAUUGGUGAUUCAGAACAAAACCAAGGAGCUAAGCGUCUUUCUUAAAAUGCUCCGAAAUAUAAAAAAUUACAAAAUUUAAGAAAACAAUCCUUAGAUGUUAGUAUAGACAGUCUUAGAGAGAGUCACAUUUCUUAAUAAAGAAAUAUGAGUAAAGCUAAGACAAAUCUCAAAACUCGAUAACAUGAAUUAAACAAAGAACAUAUGGAAAAAAGCAUUAUAGAAAAAAAUAGAAAUUGCUGUGGAUCUGGUUGUUGUCAAUUUUGA